This is a messenger RNA of Papilio polytes (common Mormon), 1320 nucleotides long. Its product is annotated as aminoacylase-1-like. The coding region runs from base 1 to 1320 and encodes 439 amino acids. The record is from RefSeq and is a predicted model, not a curated record. Gene Ontology annotation, molecular function: aminoacylase activity. The transcript has 9 exons. Lineage: Eukaryota; Metazoa; Arthropoda; Insecta; Lepidoptera; Papilionidae.
AUGAAUAUAAAAAUACUGUUGUGGUUCUGCUUUGUCCAUGUCCACAUUAGUAUAGCAACACUCCCGUGCCAGGAAUACAUAUGUACACGAGAAGUAGAAACUCUUCGGGACUACAUUAGUUUUAGAACAACGAGAAAAGAUGAUUUCAAAAAAGCAGUAGAUUUUUUUAAAAGGCUAGCGGCAAGACAAGGAGUAGAAGUAACGGUAUUCGAGGCUAAACCGAACUAUCCUAUAGUGAUAAUAAAAUGGCCAGGACAGGAUCCUACAUUAAAAAGUAUCGUUCUACUUUCUCAUAUCGACGUCAACUCAGCUUGUUAUGAGGAUGGUUGGGAUUAUCCUCCGUUCUCAGGAGAAAUUAAUGAAAAUUGUGAAAUUAUCGGCCGUGGUACUCAAGCUCAAAAAACCCUAACAAUUCAACAUUAUGAAGCUCUGAGGCAAUUAAAACAAAACAAUGUUACUUUGCUGCGAACUGUGUAUAUAGUUGCUACAUCAGAUCAAACUACUGGGUCUCGGGAUGGUAUAGAACUUUUUGUUAAAACUAAGACAUUCCAAAACAUGAAUGUAGGCUUUACAUUAGGUGUGGGAGCCCCGAGCGUGGAACCAGAGAUCUUUUUGUUUAAUAGAUUUAAGACAAAUUACGUGAUACGUUUAGAUUGCUACGGGCAGUCUGCUUCAAGUGCUAUAUUGCCAAGUUAUAACGACACGGCUGCAAGUUCCUGUGGCUAUGUUUUGCAAGCUUACAAUCGCUACAGAGAGGAGCAAUAUAGACUGUCAUUAAGAACUAGAGAUGCUGGGGAUUAUACGGUGAUUAAUUUCCUUGGAGGUCGAAACAUUAUAGAAUACGACGUGAUACCAGCGCACUUCGCGGCCUACUACGCUGCCAACUUGGCACUUAAUACCACUGUUGAAGAUUUUAUUGAAUUAGUACGCGGAUGGAUUUUGGCCGCUGGUGGAAAUAUAACGGUUAGUUCAAUCUAUAAAGAAGAAGGCGGUAAUUAUUUCAGUAAGACAGACGACAGUAACCCGUACUACGUGGCAAUAGAACAGGCUUUUGAGGAAUUGAACAUUCCAUUUCAAUUAUUAACGACGCCUUCCACAACGGACACGACGUUUGUUGUCAAAGCUGGUAUUCCUGCCUUCGGAUUGACUCCGAUACGAAACACGCAGGUUUUAGUCAACGGAGUCAAUGAAAGAUUGCCUUUGAGGAUAUAUUUAGAAGGGUUACGUAUUUUGAAAGAGAUCAUAUCGCGACUUGCUAAUAUACCCGAUGACAAAGUUACGGAUGACCCGACCGAUUACUUAGAGAAAUGUAAUAAGUAA